AUGGUAACGUUGGAGUUGGGUGGACGGGGACCCGCGAUUGUCACAUCUUCGGCGGAUAUUAGUUUGGCAGCCAAGAGAAUUGCUCAUGUAAAGUUUAUGAAUGCUAGACAGAUCUGCCGUUACUACACGCGUCUUUAUAACCUCCUCGAAAAGACACAGGGCAAAAUUGUCUACGGCGGCAAGCGUAACCCUAAGACGCGCUUCUUUGCACCUACUAUUAUUAACGGCGUAACCACCAACAACUUACUCCUCUCGGAGGAACUAUUUGGUCCCAUCCUGCCCCUAUUAGACGCUACCCUUAAGCAGGCUAUUUCCUAUACCGUUAAGCACGACUAUCCCCUCGCCCUAUACGGCUUUACCUCCUCCCAAGCAGAGAAGGAUCAGAUUCUGCGUCUUAUAAACUCCGGUGGUGUGUGCUUUAAUAACGCUAUUCUGCACAUGCUCGUUAAGGAUGCCCCCUUCGGCGGUGUUAGUGCCUCCGAAAUGGGUGCGUACCACGGCCCCUUUGGCUUCCAAGAAUUUACGCAUCUGCGAACAGUAGUCAAUGUCCCCGGGUGGAUGGAGCUGGUUCUGAAGGACUGA
Pochonia chlamydosporia 170 is the source of this 582-nucleotide messenger RNA. Its product is annotated as aldehyde dehydrogenase. The transcript is spliced from 3 exons. NCBI's taxonomy places the organism in Eukaryota, Fungi, Ascomycota, Sordariomycetes, Hypocreales, Clavicipitaceae. Gene Ontology annotation, cellular component: cytoplasm. The coding region runs from base 1 to 582 and encodes 193 amino acids. Gene Ontology annotation, biological process: aldehyde metabolic process. Gene Ontology annotation, molecular function: aldehyde dehydrogenase (NAD+) activity. The record is from RefSeq and is a predicted model, not a curated record.